AGUCUCUGCUCUCGUAGUCUCUCACGUUCUCUGUCAACUCGUCCUUUGAGAUUCCCCCUCUUUCAAAUCGCGUUGCCGUCGACCUCAGUAAUGGCCAAGGAUAUUCGCUUCUUCGAGUUGAACACCGGCGCUAAGAUCCCCUCCGUCGGACUCGGCACCUGGCAGUCUGAACCCGGUGUCGUCGGUCAGGCCGUGGCUUCUGCCAUUAAGGUCGGGUACCGCCAUAUAGAUUGUGCUCAAAUCUAUGGCAACGAAAAAGAGAUUGGUUUAGUACUGAAGAAGCUGUUUGAAGAUGGUGUAGUGAAACGAGAGGAUCUGUUUAUUACGUCUAAACUUUGGUGUACUGAUCAUGCACCGGAAGAUGUGCCAGAGGCAUUGGACAGAACUUUGUGGGACUUGCAGCUGGAUUAUGUGGAUUUAUAUCUUAUCCAUUGGCCUGUUCGGAUGAAGAAGGGUUCAAUUGGCUUCAAGCCUGAAAACCUUGUGCCAACUGAUAUACCUAGCACAUGGAAAGCAAUGGAAGCACUUUAUGAUUCUGGUAAGGCUCGUGCAAUUGGUGUGAGCAACUUCUCUUGGAAGAAACUGGGUGAUUUGCUGGAUGUGGCUUGUGUUCCGCCUGCUGUCAACCAGGUUGAGUGCCAUCCCUCGUGGCAGCAGGCCAAGCUACAUGAAUUUUGUAAAUCCAAGGGAGUUUACCUAUCUGGAUAUUCACCAUUGGGUUCUCCUGGGUCAAUAUGGCUCAAGAGUAAUGUUCUGAAGCAUCCACUUCUGAAUAUGGUAGCAGAUAAACUUGGCAAGAGUCCUGCACAAGUAGCAAUUCGCUGGGGCCUGCAAAUGGGACAUAGUGUGCUUCCUAAGAGUAUCCAUGAAGAUAGAAUCAAGGAAAACUUUGAUGUCUUUACCUGGUCUAUUCCCGAUGACUUAUUUGCCAAGUUUUCUGAAAUGGAACAGGCAAGAUUACUAAGAGGGACUUCAUUUUUUCAUGAGACUUUCGGUGAAUAUAGGUCUCUUGAAGAACUCUGGGAUGGUGAGAUCUAAUAAAUCACACAGUGGAUAUGGAGAUACCUACAGUUAUACUCAAAUGGUUAUUUGUGCUUGACAACUUUGUUGAAGCAUGUAGGUGAAUGAGUUCACUAACUGUUUACAGACAUCUCCAGUUUUUCUGUGGUCCUAUCUGGCCUUCUCAAUGAACUGCUGUUAAACUAUUGCUGCAUUGCAUAAUAUUUUGGAUUGAACUGCCAAGAUGUUAUUGGCGCUCGAAUAAUCAAAUGAAUGGAUGGAUAUAUCUUAUUUGGCUACAGUAAAAAUUCUCCCGAUUUAAUCC
Messenger RNA from Carica papaya (papaya), 1324 nucleotides. Its product is annotated as NADPH-dependent aldo-keto reductase, chloroplastic-like. Gene Ontology annotation, molecular function: oxidoreductase activity. NCBI's taxonomy places the organism in Eukaryota, Viridiplantae, Streptophyta, Magnoliopsida, Brassicales, Caricaceae. The record is from RefSeq and is a predicted model, not a curated record.